Messenger RNA from Xiphophorus maculatus (southern platyfish), 6030 nucleotides. It is a transcript of the gene fam168a, whose product is annotated as family with sequence similarity 168 member A. The transcript is spliced from 8 exons. NCBI's taxonomy places the organism in Eukaryota, Metazoa, Chordata, Actinopteri, Cyprinodontiformes, Poeciliidae. Gene Ontology annotation, biological process: positive regulation of base-excision repair. Bases 255 to 935 code for a protein of 226 amino acids. The record is from RefSeq and is a predicted model, not a curated record.
UCGCCCGCCUCUCUCCCUCCCGGCAGUGCAUCCCCAUCCCCCACACACGGUGGCCGUCUCUCCGGGUGAAAGCUGUCUUCCCAGCGCUACUGGCCCGACAAAAACGUUGCUGUAGCAGAGCCAGUCCGCAGCGAUCCGAAGCUCCGCAGACCCACGAGAGAAAGAAACACACAGAGUUUGUCUUUCACUGUUCCACCGAGUGGUUUUGAUUUGCAUAUCCACUUCCACUCCUCCCUCAUUUGCAUACAGCAAGAAUGGCGAGCGGGCAUCCCACAGACAAAUUCAGUUUCAUGUAUCAACCAGACACGCACAAGAGUAAAAGCAGGUUAUCUUCAGCCAUGAAUCCAGUCUACAGUCCUGUUCAGCCUGGCACUCCUUAUGGAAACCCCAAGAACAUGGCCUUCACAGCCUAUCCAGGAGGGUAUCCAGCCACAGCUCCCACCUACACUCCGAAUCUCUAUCAAACAGGCAGUCCUGGGUAUCCACCAGGAUACACCCCAGCGGGAACCCCAUACAAAGUGCCCCCCACUCAGUCAAAUGGAGCACCGCCUCCCUACACCCCCACUCCCACCCCAUACCCCACAGCUAUGUACCCCAUCCGCAGUGCCUACCCUCAGCAGAACAUUUACGCACAGGGAGCAUACUACACCCAGCCAGUGUAUGCUGCCCAGCCACAUGUGAUCCAUCACACCACUGUGGUGCAGCCCAACAGCAUCCCCUCCACAGCCCUCUACCCUGCCCCAGUCCCUGUUCCUGCCCCUCGUAACAACGGCAUGCCUACCAUGGGGAUGGUAGCCGGGACAACCAUGGCCAUGAGCGCAGGGACUCUGCUGACAACACCCCAGCACCCACCAAUCGGAGCACACCCAGUUACUGUGCCAACCUACAGGCCCCAAGGGACCCCCGGUUACAGCUACGUACCGCCUCACUGGUAGAGCCCACCCAUCAUAUCUGGAGUCCACCAUCGUAUGCAACUGCUCAAAUGUUACACGAGCUCCCAGCGGUAACCACGAGAACUCGGCACCUGUCUGCAAGAACAAAACUAAAGUGCAACAGCCACUUUACUAUUAUUAUUAUUAUGCGACAUUCUCUAAUGUUUAUACAAAGGCUGCUUUUGUUUUUAUUAUUCUCUCUUCUGUUUGUUUGCCAACCAGUCAUUACGGUCUUAUUUUAUUUCCUCUCGAUUGUUUAGUUUGAAUUCCUCUUUUUUUUUUGCCGCGUCUUUCCUUUGAACUCCAGAAAGGACUCUCGACCAAUCGCAGGUGUCGGUCGGUCGCUCCUGUUUUUGUGUUGUGCUGGUGUGUGUGCUCCCCGCCUGCUGCUGCCGCUGCUGCUCAGUUUGCUGGAAAAUAUUGGACAUCAUCAUCAUCAUCAAAGACUAUUGACUAAUGCUGCCAAAUUUUCUAAUAACUAGAUAUCAGCACAGGGUUUUAACAUCAUCAGAUCAUUUUUUUCCUGCUUUUAAGGGGGGUAAUAAUAUUUCUAAAUGUCCUUUAUACUACCAACCUCAAUUGCUUCACCUUUUAUUUUUUCCUGCCUUCCUCUUCAUCCCUAUUUUUUGCCUGAUUAUGUUUGAUUCUCAGUCCGAUCUCACUUGUCUUCCAAUGCGUAGUAGCUGUGUGUCCGUCAUCCCUUUUGCCACAUUAGCCGGUGCUGUGAGCACUUACAGAUCACGACCCGUCGUUUUUUCACAUUAACGCUGUACCUAGUACACAUUAACGAAAAGAUUCUCCGACGUCAUGCUACACUCUAUGCAGGCUGGCAUGUUGGGACACUAUUGGAAUCUUAACCUAGCUAGUUUGGGUCAUAACAGUGACUCUUUUGUCUGCGGGUUUUUGCAUUUAAACAAAUGUAGGGGUUUUGGGGAUUACACUUAAACACACUCACACUUAGUGGCACUUACUGGACAGUACCUCCAGUUGUAAAACACACAAAAAGAAACAUAGCUAUCUGGCAGAAACUGCCAGCACAAAAUGAGUUUAAAGAGAUUGUGGAGGCGGCGGGGGGAGGGGGGGGAAACACAUUGAAAGGCAGGCGAACAAUUUCAAAGUACAAGACAUUUAAGUGUGUGACGUUUCUCCUUUAAAGGCGGACGGCACAUUGCGGCUAUUUUUGUACUCUACAUCGAUUUUCUGUCUUCUCUUCUGGCUGUGAUCGUGCUCUCUCCUUCCACUUCCCAGGCGAGGACUAAUGAACAAACACACAACAGCUGAGACAAAUUUAAUGAAGGCCCAAUAAAGUGAACGCACUUCAGCGUCAUCCACUGCUGCUGAAUGAUGGGGAAACUUUUGUAGGUCUAACGGGAAACGUGACACACUGACUGUUGUGAUUGUUUCUUCCUUGUUUGUCCUCGUCUGGGGAAAAUUUGUGCAGAAGGUUAAAGACUGAUUGUGGGGUUUUAAUACUUGGAUAAGGCCAGUGGCAUUUUUUAGGAUUUACUCUGAGGAAAAUAAAUCCCACUAGCAUCUAGGCAUAGGCCGGUUCCUUGCAUCCAGGUGUAACCGGUGUUUGAAACCGCCAAAGUUUCCUGUCGUACCGUUCGUAAGGUGUAAAGUUUUUUACUGAGAUGCAAGAGAAAGUGGCAGUGCCCAGGGUUUUUCUCUGAUUGCAUGGAGCCCCAUGGAGCUGUGGAUGUGCACUGCUGGCCAGCUGGCUGAAAGGAACCUGCUAAAUCUCAUAGGCUGUCUUGAUUACAAAAUGACAAAGUUGGCCAGUUGGCCAGGGAUAUUUGUAGAACAGGGCUGUACAAUUUAGUGAAAAGAUUAAAUUGCAAUAUUAAUGUUAAGCAUUAGGAUGAUAAUGACUAAAUCACAUUUUUGUUUCUUUGUCAUUACAACUUUGUUUUUUUUUACAUAUCUUUAUGAGAUUUGUAUCAGGUGUGGGCAUAAAAGGCGGCAAAAAUGUAUCCAGCUUCUCACAUAGCAUUGGCAACAGUUUUGAAACAUCGCCGCAUACCAAAUAUUGCAAUUCACUAUUUUGUGUAGCCCUAUUUUGAAUAUUUCCUGUUGCUAGCACUUGAAAGCAUUUCCUCAAAUAUUGCUGUUCUCAACUUAGUUUGUGAGCAUUAAAGUUUAUAAAUCUAGUAAUCAAUAUGUAAUUUUAAUAGCAGAAGGAAUAACUUGCGACAUAUUUUAAAUGAAAGCAAUGACGCCAUGUUUUCAUUUCAAGUUUUUGUUAAAAUUCAGAAGCUUUUUUUCUUUUUCCUUUUAACUCGAGGUUAUCAUACAAUCAGGAUCUUGUGCCGGCCCAUGCCUACUCGCAUCCUAACUCUUGAGAUCUGUACAGUGCAGGUCGGUAUUACAAGAAGCAUUUACUGCUGGUGUGUGGAUGUAGUGGUUUGAUUAUUGCAAUAAAUUAAGGGCGUGCGCACUCCAUAUGUUGACAAAGUAAUUAUUUUGACAGCCUUUUUGAGUUUGUUUAAAAAGAAAUCGUGAUAUCCAAAUAGGGAGUCGAGGCUGCUCGCGCUGCCAACGUUCAAUAAGUAAUACUGCAAAGAAGUCAAGAACAUAUCAGAACUUUGGGGUAUUGACUAACCAUGCAAGGAAUUAUUGCACAACAUAAGAUAAAGGAAUAAAAAACUUGACUAUACUAUAAUUUAAUGCUAAGUAACAGGUACUUAGGCUUUGUAGUGCAAAAAGGAGGAAAAAGCAAUUUAUAUCAUAAUUAAAACAAUAAGGUGGAGUGUUUGAAUUAUUAUUAGUCAAGAUGUUUGUACACUAGUAGGUUAAUUCUUAAGACGAUAUUGCAUAAUGCCGCUGUCGGAGGAAAAUAAAAAUUUCACUGAAUAUCUGGUGGAUAAUAUUGGAUAUAUUUCGACCAUGACCAGAUCCUGUAUAUUUAAAAUUGAUUGUGAGACUGGAUAAUAUAAAAAAAGCAGGAUUUUCUUGCGACAGCAGCAAUGUUACUCUACAUUAGGAUUAUUUAACCAACCACUACUUUUGUCAGUAUUUCUGAAUUAAAAUCCUCUUGUUUGCUUUGUUUCUUCUCCUUCUCUCCCUUAGGUCAGUUGAACGUAAUGGGUUUGCAUAAUAUUCAGGUGUCUUUCACUAUAGCAUUGGUUUUCUAGGUUUAAAAAAAACAACAUGCAGUAUAUUUAAAGAGCGAGUGGUACAGUAAUGUAUUUCUAGCUAAGCAUGGUUGCGUUAAUGUGGCAGCUACUGUUUGUGCUUUUUAUUUAAGGGUUUUUUUUGUUGGUUUUUUUUACUGCAUCCCUGUCCUCUACAUAUCUUUCACUUUGAGGGGAGAAGUUACCACGGUGUCUGUAGAUUAUUGGAAGUUGUGGAGUCUGGCACCAGAUUCCCACAGGCUUUUUUUAUUUUAUUUUUUUUAAUACCUGCUGCCUGAAUUCCCAGACACGCUGAGGGAAGUAGAGGAUGAGUGACAGAGCUGAAGUGGAGGAUAAAUGUGUCCAAUUGUCUGUCUGUUUUAGCUCCAUAGCUGCAAGGAUGUAUUGAAUGAUGUCUGAAAAAACCCUCAGCCUCCAUUCUCUUUUUUUUUUUUUGUUUAAAUUUAAUUUUCCUGUGCCAUAUUUCACCAAUUGUUAUUCAGUAACUAAGUUUCUUCUCCCUAAUAACUGGUGAGCUCUGAGUCCUUGUUACGUCUUGCUUCCCGUGGAAUCUGUGUUUUCCUAUUGCUGUCCUUUUUUUCUGUCGCGUUGUUGACUCUUAUUACUUGUCUGACUUUUUAGGCUUACUGUACCCUACGUGUCUAACUUGUUUUUACUCCGUGCCAUUUUGCAUCUCCCUUCGGACUCUUCAUUUCUCCAACCUCGGGGAUGCAAAAUGAUGUCUGUCCCCAGUCUUUUUCCACUCUUACCUCGAUUGAACUUUUUUCUCUUGUUUUGUUUUUCCUCAGUUUGACCUUUGCUACACUCAACACCCUCACCUAAACUGCAGUCUUAUUGAAUUACAUCAUGAUUGCUGCCAUUUUUGUGUCAGCUGACCCUGUUUAACACUAGAUGUCACUAGUGACAAAGUCAUAAAGUGGCUUCGUAGUGGUUGAAGGCUUUGAGCCAACAUGCAUAGAAGAAUUGGGUAUCGUACCUUGAGCACUGGCACAUUAUGAUCCAAAUAGUCUUUUAAAGUAACAAAACAGGACUCAAGGUGAUGCCUCUUAUUUGCUGCACUUAUAAGAGUUUUCUGAGCUGUGGACCAACCUGGUCUGUGCAUGUUGUGGUAAUUUCAUUUUUCUCUUCAGAAACUAGAAAGUGUUUUUCUCUUUUCUUUUAAUAUGAAUUUGCAGUCUAUUUUUAAUUUUGUCUUGUGGUCAAACAGAUGAGCAGAAAUUAUUUUGUUUUCAUAUUUAAGUUUAUAUUAAGACAUUGUAACAUCAGUAGCAAAGAAAAACUACAAUUUGGCCAACCUCAGAGGGGCCAACCUUUUUUUUUCUGAUCUACCAUCCCAUUUAAAAUUCUGACUUGAUUUGUUUUUUUAUCAGUUUAACUUUCCUCACUCAAACUCAUCAAAAUUGUAUGCAUUUGUUGUUUAGUCUGAGAAUAUAGUUUCUGUCUAGGAAUAUUCAGAAAUAUUUUCAUUUCCUUUUUGCCAGUACAGCAAUUUUAUCCUAAAUAUUAAUAAUAAAAAAAUUAUUUCUACUCAUUUUUUUUAACCACAAAAAGAAAACCUAUUUUUCUAUCUAAUACUUAAGGAAAAUCUAAUGACUGUGCUUUUAGUUUUCAUCUUUAUUGGUUUUUGAUGAGAACAUCCAAUUACCAGGAGAUGCACGGUGCCAACGUUACAGAGGCAGAUCUACAGAGCUAAGAAACAGGACAACUUUUCUCCCAAGUAUUCCUGUUUUACAGGGAAAGCAAGCGUGUGCCUGCCUAUUUAGUUCGCUCCAUUCCUCGUCUCGUUAUUUUUCAAUUUGCACUGAAGUGAAAAGUCGGAGGUUGGGCAUUUUUGGUGUGUUCUGUGAGGGGGAACGUGUGCAAAGUUGUCUUAAACGCGAGUCUUUGAUCAUCUCUUCCUCUUUCCGUAAAUCAUCCUGUCCGCUGUAACAUUUCCAGACCUUUAAAAGGUGAAAAAAAACAAC